Messenger RNA from Chinchilla lanigera (long-tailed chinchilla), 2527 nucleotides. It is a transcript of the gene Rad9a, whose product is annotated as RAD9 checkpoint clamp component A. Gene Ontology annotation, cellular component: checkpoint clamp complex. Gene Ontology annotation, biological process: DNA replication checkpoint signaling; cellular response to ionizing radiation; mitotic intra-S DNA damage checkpoint signaling. NCBI's taxonomy places the organism in Eukaryota, Metazoa, Chordata, Mammalia, Rodentia, Chinchillidae. The coding region runs from base 367 to 1614 and encodes 415 amino acids. The record is from RefSeq and is a predicted model, not a curated record. The transcript is spliced from 13 exons.
CAACAGCUCAUACUCAUACUUGGAGCCCUGCUCUUGCGUUUCAUCCUGCCUCUUCAAUUUACUGCCACUCCACUGACUCAGGAAAUUGGGGUACCAGGCUGAGUCAGGGAGCUCAAGAAUUGAACGGACAAAGGCAGCAACAGUUGUGGCUCCAGAGAAGAAGGGGGAGCUGAAAGGAAGCCGCCCAUCAGAGCACCCAGCCAGGCCUGAAUCACUGCCCUUGCACUCUGGGCUGAAGGGAACAGAGGUCUCCAUCUGCUUUCCGGCCGUUCUCGAGACCAGCGCUGGGCUGUGGUGAAAUGUGAUGAGUGGUGAGACCUCAAGGUGACAGGUUGCUGUAGCCCUAGAGGUGUCAGGAGCAGAAACAUGACUGGUGGAAACCUUCUCCUUUCCUGCCCUGUGGGAGCUUUGUGGUCAGGCUGCUCAGCAGUCAAUAUGAAGAUGGGAAAGCCACACUGGAAAGGAAGAAAUGUGCUGGGCAAGGCUGUCCACUCCCUGUCUCGCCUUGGGGACGAGCUUUACCUGGAACCCUUGGAUGAUGGGCUCACCCUCAGGACAGUGAACUCUUCCCGCUCCGCCUAUGCCUGCUUCCUCUUCGCCCCACUCUUCUUCCAGCAAUACCAGCCUGCCACCCCUGGGCAGGACCUGCUGCGCUGCAAGAUCCUGAUGAAGUCCUUCCUGUCCAUAUUCCGCUCACUGGCGAUGCUGGAGAAGACUGUGGAAAAAUGCUGCAUCUCCCUUAAUGACAGGAGCAGCUGCUUGGUGGUCCAGCUGCACUGCAAGUAUGGAGUGAGGAAGACUCACAACCUGUCCUUCCAGGACUGUGAAUCCCUGCAGGCAGUCUUCAAUCCAGCCUCGUGCCCCCACGUGCUCCGCGCCCCUGCACGGAUCCUGGGAGAAGCUGUUCUACCCUUUCCCCCUGCACUGGCUGAAGUGACACUGGGCAUUGGCCGUGGCCGCCGGGUCAUCCUGCGCAGCUACCAGGAGGAGGAGGCAGACAGCACCACCAAGGCCAUGAUGACUGAGAUGAGCAUUGGGGAGGAAGAUUUCCAGCAGUUGCAGGCCCCAGAAGGAGUGGCCAUCACUUUCUGCCUCAAGGAAUUCCGGGGGCUCCUGAGCUUUGCGGAGUCAGCAAACUUGCCUCUUAGCAUUCACUUUGGUGCUCCAGGCAGGCCAGCCAUCUUCACCAUUGAGGACUCUGUGCUGGAUGGCCACUUCGUUUUGGCCACACUCUUAGAGCUGGAUGCACACUCCCAAGACCUGAGCUCCUCAGAGCCCCACCGCCCAGUGCCUCAGCUGCAGGAUCACAGCACACUCCACCAGGAUAAUUUUGCCAGUGAUGACAUUGACUCUUACAUGAUUGCCAUGGAAACCACUGUAGGCAGUGAGGGCUCUCGGGCACUGCCCUCCGUUUCCCUUACACCUGGCCCCCAGCACCACUGUGGUCCUGGCCCCGAGUCAGAGGAAGAGGAUGAAGCUGAGCCCAGUCCAGUGCCUGGGACUCCCCCUCCCAAGAAGUUCCGCUCGCUGUUCUUUGGCUCCAUCUUAGCCCCCAUACACUCUCCCCAAGGCCCCAGCCCUGUACUGGCUGAAGAUAGCGAUGGUGAAGGCUGAAGAACAUACCAGAAGUCCGUGUCCUAAAGCCAUGGACUAGAAGCCCCAGCAAGUGUGGCAGGGCUGGGUCUUGGGGAUGAGGGUUGGGGUAAGAGAGGGGUUGUGCUGGACCUGAGCUGGUAGUUCCGCUCCUAUCCAAAAGCUUCUGCCUGGCUGUCCAUUGUAGAGCUGCCUGGCUGGCUGUGCCAGGCCUGGGUCCUGUCAUCCCCCCAUAAUCGUGCAAUCAAUCAUGUCUCUUCUCGGGCCUGGUGCCAGACUGCCACCUGAUAGAAGAUGCCUCACCUGUCAUGUACUGUAGAGCCUCCAGCCAUGUGGCUGAAGCCAAAAGCCCACCUUCCUUAGGCUUACAUCCCUAAGAGAAAGUCAUAAUGGGGCUGCAGCUGCUGCUGAUCCACCCUCUUUGCCAAUCAUGAACCACUCCUCCUUUGAGCAUUGCCCACACCUCUGGAACCCCCAACACUCUUCUUGCUUUCCCAAUACUCUUUGGCUCUGGCUUGAAUUCUAAAAGCCUCUGGAUCUGACUAUAGACAUAUAUAUACACAUAUAUAUAUAUAUAUAUAUAUAUAUAUAUAUAUGCCUGGGUUGUCCUGGCAGGGCCUCUGCCCAGCAAACAUGACCUCCCAAAUGGCUCUGGGCAGAAGGGAUGCCAGGCCCAGUGUCUAGGACAAGUGAGACAGAGGCCAUGGCGAGAAUCCAGCUUUGACUUUUAUUCAAGAGACCAGAUGGGUUGCCCCAGGAUCCUGCUGCCAGCCCUGUGGCCAAGCACAGCUGGAAACCCACAAUCUGGCCUGCCAUUGCCCUGAGCUGCAGCCUUAGCCCCAGGUUCCCACUUGCAGCCACCACAGUUGAGGGUGGGAGGAAGCCCUGGGGGAUUGGACGCUGCUAUUGAUUCAUUAAAAAACAAAGAAAAAUA